Molecule: messenger RNA, 9954 nt
Organism: Callorhinchus milii (elephant shark)
Lineage: Eukaryota; Metazoa; Chordata; Chondrichthyes; Chimaeriformes; Callorhinchidae
Product: neural-cadherin
Exons: 34
Coding region: 1-8523 (2840 amino acids)
Biological process (GO): homophilic cell-cell adhesion; cell morphogenesis; cell-cell junction assembly
Cellular component (GO): plasma membrane; catenin complex; adherens junction
Molecular function (GO): calcium ion binding; cadherin binding
Source: RefSeq, a predicted model, not a curated record
AUGGCUUUGCUGACCCCGGGGCUGGACAGCCUCGACCCCCUUUGCCCGGGGUCCAGCGGGUCCGCCCGCGCCCGCACCCGCACCCGCGCCCACGGCAGCGACCGGGACCGGGACCGGGGGGACCGGGACCGACCCGCGUGGUAUUACGGGCACCUGAGCGAGAACCUGCCCCGGGGGUCCAGGGUGCGGGGAGCCACCAUCCCCCUGAGUCGGCUCGGGCUGCCGGGGAGGUGCGCGGGGACACCGGGCGGCGGCGGCGGCGGCGGCGGCGGGUGGCAACUCGCGUUGAUGGGCGAAGGGCAUCCCGACUUCCAGCUGUAUUCCCACCACCGGCGCGGACACGUCUCCCUGAGGAGCACCAGAGCCCUGGACAGGGAGGAGACCCCGGGGUACCGGCUGCAGCUCGGGGUGCGGUGCGUCCGGGACUGCCCGGUACCGGCGGCGGCGGCGGCGGUGUGGGCGGUGGCCGCCGAGGUCCGAGUGGCCGUGUUGGACUCCGACGACCGCCGUCCGGCAUUCGCGGCCGCGGGGGUCCGGCCGCUGGCGCUCAGGUCGGUGCUUUACCGGGCGGCGGCCGCUGACCCCGACCCCGACCGGAACGGGCGCCCGGUCCGCCCGUUGAGGCUGGAGGUCCGGUUGCACUCCCCGGUGUUGCCCCCGACCCCGACCCCGACCCCCGACCCGGUGCUGAGGGCCCCUCGGGAGCCCCGGUCGCUGCUGCCCCGGGAGUCCCGGCGCAUCACCGUGUCGGAGGACGCCGCCGUGGGCUCGGUCAUCCUGACCCUGUCCCCCGGCCGGAGGUUCCCCGCCGCCCGGUACGAGCUGGUCUACCCCGAGCACUCGCCGCUCAGCCUGGACCGGGAGAGCGGGCGGCUGAGCAUCAGCGGCGGCCUGGACCGGGAGAGCCGACCCGACAUCCGCCUGACCGUCAAGAUCCACGAGAAACAAGGACAUGACUGGUAUCUAUUACACAUUGAAGUGGUGGUUACUGACAUCAAUGACAAUGCUCCUGAAUGGGUUAUGCACCCUUUCCCCUUCCUGGCUGUGGUAUCUCCUGACGCUCCCCGAGGGAGCUUUGUCUACAAGCUCCUCGCUCAGGACAAAGAUGAGGGUAUCAAUGGGGAAGUGGAAUAUUUCUUUGUGGAAGAUGGAGAUGGACGUUUUGAAGUAGACAGGAAGACCGGUUCCAUUCGAACCACAAGCCUGCCCCUGAUGAAGGAUGAUGAAUACUUGUUGACGGUCGUGGCUUCAGACAAACUUGGCCUCAAAAGCGCUCCUGCUGUUGUGUCUGUCACUGCUGGGCCCCGAGCUCCGCAGUUUGCAAACCUAUCGUACCAUGUAGAAAUUGCUGAGGACACUGGAGUGGCCGAACCGUUCCUGACAGUCUCAGCCAAAUCCUUCCAGAAGAUGCCUGUUCGCUACAGUCUGCUAAUUAAUCCCAGCAGUCUUUUCAGCAUCAAGAAGGAGACGGGAGCGAUAAGCCUGACCAGGUCUAUUGACUAUGAGAGUGAUCAGCAUCGGUACCUGCUCUUGGUAACAGCAACAGAGGAGGAGAAUCUGAGCAGCGCUGCCGAGGUUUUGGUGUUGGUCACAGACGUAAAUGACUGCACCCCAGAAUUCUUUCAGUCUAUAUACAGUAAAGACAACGUGCUGGAAACAGUUACCACGGCAACCUCUCUGCUUCAAGUUUCAGUCAGUGACUGUGACGCAGAGAAGAAUGCUGAGAUAAUGUAUUACACCCUGAGCCCAGAUUUCACCAUAUCUGCACACGGCACCAUAUUCCCUGCCAGGCAUUUGGACUUUGAACGACCAAAUCACCUGUAUGAAUUUGUGAUCAUGGCUGUGGACAAAGGGGAACCACCUCGCACAGGGACAGCAACAGUCAGGAUUCGGAUGUCAAACGUCAACGAUGAGGCACCUGAAUUUUCCCAAAUGGUCUAUAGAACCUUUGUAUCGGAAGAUGCAGGCCCCAACACCCUGGUUGCUACAGUUCAUGCCAAGGAUCCUGAUGGAGAUGCCGUUUACUAUGAAAUCUCAGCAGGAAACGAAGAAGGAAACUUUGUUGUUGACAGCUUGAAAGGGCUCAUCCGUCUUCGCUCCAACCCACCACCCAGGCUGCAAGGUAUAGAAUACGUCCUCCACAUCACAGCGACCGACGACAACUCCUCAGGUGGUCCCCGCUCCCUCAGCACUACAGCUUUAGUGAUUGUGGGGGUGGACGAUGUUAAUAACAACAAACCGCUAUUCAACCAGUGCCAUUUGUACCGUGAAAACACGACUGUCUUUGAGAAUCGGCCUCCAGGAACUCCCAUACUGCAGGUUGAAGCUACUGAUGCUGAUGAGGGAUCUAACGGAGAAGUCAAGUAUGGGAUCAUGCACAGAGAUGGUGCUUCCCCAGCCUUCCACAUCCACCCUGACACCGGGAUUAUCACAACGUCUCAGAGGUUUGACCGAGAACAGCAGAAAGAAUACACCAUUACCGUUACAGCGACAGACAAGGCCGCUGAGCCAUUGAUUGGCAUCUGUCAGAUAAACAUUCUCAUCCUCGAUGAAAAUGACAACAACCCAAGAUUUGAAAAUAUGCGUUAUGAAUAUUUUCUUAGGGAGGACACUCUUAUUGGCACAAGCUUUCUGCGAGUUGGUGCUCAUGAUGACGAUCAGGGUACAAAUGCUGCCAUCACCUAUUCAGUGUUUGCUGAGGAGCCAGAGUAUUUCCGAGUUAAUCCGUCAACGGGCUGGGUUUACGUGAACCAGCCAAUAUCGCAGACAUCCAAUAUCGUUCGCCAGAUCAUUGCCACAGAUGGAGGAAACAGAAGCAGCAGUGUGGAACUUGCAGUGACUAUCACCAAUAUGCAAAAUCAGCCUCCGCAGUGGGAGAGAGAAGAAUAUCAAGUUGUUAUUCCCGAAAAUACCACACGAGACACAUCUAUUGUCACUAUAAAAGCAAUAUCUCCUCUCGGGGACCCCCGUUUGACCUACAACCUGGAAGAUGGCCUUGUUCCAGAAACCAACAUGCCAGUGCGCUUCUACUUGACGCCAAACAGGGAGAAUGGAACAGCCUCCAUCUUGGUUGCUGAGCCACUUGAUUAUGAAACCAGCAAGCACUUUAUGCUGAAGGUGCGUGCCCAGAAUGUGGCUGCCGUGCCUCUGGGAGCAUUCACCACUGUCUGCAUCAAUUUGACAGAUGUGAACGACAAUGUUCCAUUCUUUACCUCAUCAAUAUAUGAGGCUUCUGUCACAGAGGGAGCCGAAAGAGGGACCUCCGUCCUUCAAGUUGCUGCAACAGAUCAAGACCUGGGAGUUAAUGGCAAGAUCACGUACUCUCUCUUGAAGGAUCAUAAUAGGGACUAUCGUUUUUUCCGAAUAGACCCUGUGACAGGCUUGAUCUAUACCCAGGCAGUUUUUGACAGAGAGUUAAAGGGAUCCUACCUUUUGGAAGUGCAGUCAACGGACGGUUCUGAAUCUGCCCGGCCAGGGAAACGUGGGCAACCAAACACUGACACUGCUUACGUGAGAAUCUUCAUCAGCGAUGUGAACGAUAAUAAGCCCAUCUUCACUCAGAAGGUCUACAAAGUUAAAGUGGACGAGGACCAGGAUUUGGGAUUUCCUGUCAUUACUGUCAGUGCCAAUGAUGAAGAUGAAGGUGCUAAUGCUAAGCUGAGGUAUCAGAUCACAUCAGGAAACGUUGAGGGUGUGUUUCACGUGGAGCCAGAAGUUGGCACCAUCUUUGUCGCUCAGCCUCUGGAUUAUGAGCGUGUGAAAAAGUAUGAACUGCACUUGGUGGCUUCAGAUGGUAAAUGGGAGAACUACUGCACUGUCAUCAUAAAAGUGUUGAACAAAAAUGAUGAGGCUCCCGUCUUCUCUCAAAGCGAAUACUACGGGAGUGUGACAGAGGAGUGGGAGGGAUCCCCUAUCUUUGUGUUACAGGUUACAGCUACCGAUCCUGACAAUGAAGCAGCCCACGGAGCUCUGAGAUAUUCACUACAUGGCCAAGGAGCGGAGAGUGAAUUCAGGAUUAAUGAGAUCAGUGGGAAAAUUUACUCCCAGAAGCCCCUUGAUCGUGAAGAACGAGCAGUGUGGCGUUUUGUUCUGCUAGCCACUGACGAGAAUGGAGAAGGCUUAACAGGCUUUGCUGAUAUGAUAGUUACUGUACAAGACAUAAAUGAUAACAGACCCACAUUUACUUGUAUGGCUGAUAACAGCUGUAGCGGCUAUGUUCUGGAAAAUUCACCCGCAGACACGUCUGUUAUGGAAAUGACAGCCACGGAUCUCGAUGACCCCACUGUGGGGCAAAAUGCUCUUUUGACAUACAGAAUUGUGGAGAAUGGAAAGAAUCAAAUCAAUUUAGAUUUGUUUAACAUCAACCCCUCCACGGGGACCAUCUACACAGUACUGGGGACCCUGGACAGGGAGAAAACCGAUAAAUAUCUCUUGGUUGUGGAAGCGAGAGAUGGAGGAGGACUGACCGGCACAGGUACAGCAACUAUCUAUGUGUCGGACAUCAACGACCAUCCACCUAGAUUUGCACGACAGUCCUGGGGAGCAAAGAUUUCGGAGAACAGUGAGGUGAACUCGGCUGUACUGGAGGUAUCGGCAGUUGACGCGGAUGUGGGUGAGAACGCCCAACUGACAUUCAGUAUCAUUGCGGGAGACCCGGAGCAUAAGUUUUACAUUGAAAAUAAGAAACAUCGACACGGCAUGAUUCGAUUAAAGAAGAAAGUGGAUUACGAGAAUCCACAGGAACGGAAGUUUAAUCUGACUCUGAAAGUGGAGGAUUUGGAUUUCUCCAGCACUGCUCAGUGUUUGAUUGAGGUGGAAGAUUACAAUGACCACGCCCCCUUCUUUAUUCCGCAGUUUUACCAAGCUAAUCCAUUGCCUGAAAAUGUCCUUGUGGGCACCAUUGUUGCCAAUGUGGUGGCCUCCGAUGACGAUUCUGGUUCCAAUGGGAAAAUUGUGUACAGUAUCCAAAGUGACUCAGAUCCAUUAGGACAGUUUCUGAUCAGUCAAUCGGGUCACUUGACUUUGGGAAGCUCUGUGGAUCAUGAAAGCAUCCAACAAUAUAACCUCAUUAUACUAGCAACUGAUCAAGGCACAUCUGCCCAAACAGGGACGGCAACAGUGCAAGUGACUGUACUUGAUAUCAAUGACAAUGGACCUGAAUUUGAAGCAGCCUAUAUGCCUGUGGUGUGGGAGAAUUCACCGGGACCCCAAAUAGUCUACAUGAACCAAUCUUCAUGGCUGCUUUAUGCAGUAGAUCGGGACACAGCUAUUAAUGGAUUGCCUUUUACGUUUGCAUUGCCUCCAGAAUACCAAAACUCACAAGACUUUGCUUUGAAAGACAAUGGAAAUAACACGGCCACUAUCACAGCUCUCAGGACAUUUGACAGAGAGGAGCAGAAAGAGUUCUAUUUGCCUAUAAUCAUAACAGACAGUGGCAGCCCUUCCAUGAGCUCAACAAACACAUUGACCAUUACAGUUGGGGAUAAGAAUGAUCACCCUCAUCAAGCUGGGCACAAGAAAAUCUAUGUUUACAAUCGCAGAGGUGUGAUGUUAACUACAGUCCUGGGAAGAGUGCACGCUCCAGACCUGGACGAUUGGGACAAUAAGACCUACAGCUUUGAAGGCCGUAAGCCAAAGUGCUUCAUAUUAAACCAAAGGACUGGCUUUCUGAUUAUGAAGGGAAACACUCCUCAGGGGACUUACGACUUUCAGGUCAAGGUCUCUGAUGGGAUCUGGCCUGACGUUUAUUCGACAAUCAAGGUUCAUGUUAAAGAACUGCAGGAUGAAGCAAUUCACAACUCCGGCUCUGUACGUCUGUCAGAUAUCACAGCCGAAGAAUUUGUUCAGAAAGCAGAAAAGCAAAAAAGUAAAUAUGACAUAUUUAAAGAGCUGUUAGCUGAAGUCCUGCCAGCUCAUGCAGACAAAAUUGACAUCUUCAGUGUCCUAAAUGUAAAUGGCAGACAGACUGAUGUGCGAUUUGCUGUGCAUGGCCCCCUCUAUUACCAGACAGAAAGGCUAAAUGGAAAUGUGGCAGCUUACAGAAAACAGUUUCAGUCGGCUCUGAAGGUGAACAUCACUCAGGUGCACGUGGAUGAAUGUGUCCUAGCAAACUGCAGUGGUGGCAACGGCUGUGCGAGCCGUCUCGUUGUCAGUGACACGCCGACUGUCGUGGAUGCUGGGAACAUUUCCUUUGUGUGUGUCACAGUAAGCAUGUUCGCUGAGUGCACUUGCCUAGCACGGGAACGAGGGCAUCAAUCCUGCGCCUCAUAUGCGAGAAAUCCCUGCCACAAUGGAGGAACGUGCAUUGAUAGCCACAGUGGUUACAGGUGUCAGUGUCCUGUGCAGUUUGAUGGACUUGACUGCCAACAAACAAUGCACAGUUUUCAUGGGAAUGGCUUUGCCUGGUUUACACCAAUUAGAACCUGCUUUGAGAGCCACCUUUCCCUGGAGUUCAUUACUGAAGUUCUCAAUGGGCUGUUGUUAUACAGUGGACCGGUUACUGAUCAGGAGCCUCAGGAACGGGAGGAUUUCAUUGCUAUUGAAAUAAACAAUGGUGUCCCAACUCUGAGGUUAAACCAUGGCUCUGGGAUGCUUGUGCUGGAGCUGCGGAGUAGUGUCAACGUAGCAGACAGACGCUGGCAUAGGCUGGAUAUCAGGAGCAAUGGGAAGGAUGUACGCUUCACUCUGGAUCGAUGUGCAAGUUCCAUUGUGUCUGAGAAAGGAGGAGUUGGCAAGUGGAUUUCGACAGAGGAUCGCUCAGUCUGUGAGGUCACGGGAUCAACUCCAAAUGAUGAAAGAUUUUUACACGUUAACCAGGUUCUACAGUUGGGCGGUGUAAAAGAGACUCUGCCUUAUGAGUACUCUCAGAUAAAGCAAAGGCACUUCACCGGCUGCAUCCAAAAUCUGAUCGUGGAUAGUCAGGUAUAUGACCUGUUGUCACCUGCGGAGUCGCUCAACAGUGCACCUGGCUGUGCAGUGACUGAGGGGAAUUGCCUGCUCGCAGAAUCUCCUACCUGUGGCGCCCAUGGGAGAUGUCAUGGAGAGUGGAGCUCCUUUACCUGUGAAUGUGCCCCCGGUUAUUCAGGCUACAGUUGCGAGAAAGUUGCUGAGGAGUGGUCCUUUAGAAAGGGCAGCUAUGUUCAGUAUCGGCUCAGAGCUCCAGUGCCUGUCCGCAGGACACUCAUCCAGGCCAUGGUCCGCACACGAGCUCCCAACAGCUUCCUCAUGAGCUUAUCUUCCAAAGACAGAAGCGAAUAUAUCAGACUGCAGGUAUGGCAAGGAUUGCUGGCAGUGUACUGUAACCUCGGGGAUGGGCAGCAGGUUUUGAACCUGACAACCCAGCGUAUCGACAAUGGCGAGUGGAACAUGGUGAAUCUGGAUCGCAUUGACAACGAAUUCACGCUGCUUAUCAACGGAGGCAGCGCAAAACGAGAAGUUACUGCAUUGCUUGGAAAGUACAGAGAAAUAAUUAUUGACCCGCACACUGUGGUGCUCGGAAACAUUUACCCUGCCGGCCACGAUCAUAGUUUCCAAGGAUGUAUGAAGGAUGUCAGACUGAACAACAUCCACUUGCCUUUCAAUAAUGAAAGAGUGGAGUUGGCUUCUGUUGCCAAUAUGCAGGGACUAAGCAAGGGUUGCUUAUCAGAAGCCUGUACAAAAAAUCCCUGCAACCCACCCUUUCUGUGUGAGGACCUGUGGAGAGCUUUUGAGUGCAGAUGUCCACCUGGUCAGAAGAGCAUGGAGAAUACCACAGGCAACAGGAAUUGCAUUUACAGUUUAUGUGCUGAUAAACCUUGCCACCAUGGAAGCACCUGUAUUGUCCAGUCCCCUUCCAGAUUCAGCUGUCACUGCCCUGAAGGCUACACUGGCCGGCACUGUGAAAUCAGCCUGGCAAUCUAUCAUGAUGACAUAGGCCUCAGCUUCAGCUCCAUGUUUGCGAUAUGCAUUUGUUUUCUGGCACUCUUAGUUCUGCUCAUUGGGGUGUCCCUUUGGAGUUGUCAGAAGUCAGCUAAAAACCUGGAAGGAAGCACGUACAAUGUUUCAGAACAGCAUGAAGCCUGGGACAUCCAGGAAAAUGUACUGAACUACGAUGAAGAAGGGGGCGGUGAAACAGAUCAGGACUGCUAUGACAUGGCAGAACUUCAGAAACCAUUCUACAUGAGUCCGGUCCUUUCUGCCUCUCGAAAGGAUCAUUCAAAUCGAGAAGAUGACCGAGUGAGAAAAGAUGUUCUACCAUCUCAAUGUGAAUCUAAGAAAUUGGCGAGUGCCACAGUUGCCGAGCAGGAUUUUGACCAGUACAUCUCCAAUAUCAUUCAAGAUGCGGAUCAGCACCCACAGAUGCUAGCAUAUGAUUCUUUAAAAGUGUACUGUACAGAAGGGGAAGGCUCUGUAGCUGGUAGCCUAAGCUCCCUGGACUCCUUGCCACAGGACGAAGAACUGGAAUAUGACUACAUGAAGGAAUGGGGGCCUAGAUUUGAAAGACUGAGAACUCUAUAUGAGCCCAUAGAGGAGAACGUAGUGUGACAGGGUCUUAGUUGGGGUCUUUAUUUUUGGAAUGUUGCUUCAUGAGUGACAGGUGGUAACUGACCACCAUAUGAUGAAUGUGCUAGUUUCUUUUGAAAUGGCAGGAAGUUUUUGUGUUUUUACAAAACCAUCCAACAGCUAAGAUGAUGUCUGUGCUGGCCUUUGCUACUAGGGAGAAAUAGAAUUCCAGGCUUAAAGCAUUGGAUUCCCACCAGUGGUGAAUAAACGUUCAGUGGGAAUUGUUUGGGGGUGAAACCUUGUUCUUGUGGCAACCUGACAGGAGACAGAUUCCUGAAUAUUUAUUUGAGAACCAAACAGCAGGUUAUCAGCAUUAUUUUAAACUUGUGCAAAACCACAAUACCCCACCCAUUGCACACAACGCAAUUACAAAAUGUCACUCUGUAGAUAAAACCUCCUCAGAGUGCGUCGUGUCAUAAAUAUUUUUUCCGAAAUUUUAACAUCUUUAAGAUCCUGAUUGCAACUGGGCAGUUUUAUAGACUUUUAAGAAAUGUAUUUUCAUAUAUAAAAAAAUGAGUCAGCGGAAAUUCCUCUGUUUUCAUUAAUAUAAGGAUACAAAGAAAAAGUAGAUAUGUAAUUCUGUUUUUUUUAUAACCUAAUUGGAGAAUAAUCAAAAUUAAGCUAUUUUUUAAAACCAUUUUCAGUGCUUACAUAUACAGUACGUAUGUACGAAUCAGUUUGAAUUCAUUUUCAAUGUGAGAUUUCAGGAAUCUGGAACGGACAUUUUAAAAUCUGGAAAUGAAACAAUUCAAUAAAUGGAUCUUUUUACUGUGACUCACCAAAUAACGCUAUACAGCGGCAGGAGAGUGACACUGUUUUUUCACACAGCUAUUGAUUCAGGCUUCUCAUUGCUGUACAAUGUAAUCUAGAUCAGCCAAUUUGAGCAGUAUAAAAAGUGAUACAAUCUCAUCUCAAAUUAAUUUCAGAAUAAAAAUAAAACAGAAAUACUGUGCUCAAAGUCGUAAAACUACCGCGUAGAAGUGGUUUGCAUUUGUGGAGCAUUUCAACACUUGUUUCCAUUUCACUGUUUGAAUGAGAUCACUGAAUUGUAAACAUCUAUGAUGGGAAUGGUAUUAAAAUGCUAGUUGUGAUCUAUCACUGCAUGACCACCUCAGCGGUAAAUUGCUCUGUUCAUCACGCCACAUGCACAAUGGAGGAUGAAGCUAUCUGAGAAAGGCAGGGGGAAGGUACUUAUCCCCCUCAAAAAAAACCUUGUACAACAAAAUAGAAAGUACACAGUUCUGAAACCUUUUGCAGUGUGCAAGCACUUAUUUAUUCUUUUGUAUAAAUUUCCAAAUCAAAAUAUUUUUUCUGUUAAAACGUGCAGUAAACUGUCACAUGCUGUUGAUUUGGGUUGUGUUUGUUGAAAAGUUGAGGAAACUCGUGUUUCCGGUAUGUAAUAUACAAUAAACA